CCACGAGACAAUCCCCUUGCACGCACACAUCCAUUUCCAGUAAAUGUCUGGUUGUGCAUCUUGCUCCCAUGAGAAUAAAAGACUCACCAUCCCCCCGCCGGGUUGGGAGGGAAUAGAAUGCGAUCUUGAACAUGAAAACAAACCGGCUCAUGCUGAGGAAAUUGGAACAGCCUUAAGCGGUUGAGAGAGCAAGAGCGAGAGAGCAAAAAAAAUACAGACAGACAAGAAAAGCCCUGAGCCAUGAAUUCCCUCCUUGGUGUUUUUCAAACAGUGAAUCGCAGACAAAAGGUGAGCCGCUAAACAGAUUCACUGCCAGUCUGCAGCAGGACCGAGCGCUUACGCUGUCCCUUUGGUGCUUGAAGCCGUCGAGGUUUCGAAGACAAAGCAAAAUCUCUUAAGGGGAAUUUCUGCAUCCUUUCGACCAUAGGAGGAAAAAAAAAACAACAACAUUAAGCUCGAGACCCAAUCCUAGACACUUCACUGAAUACCAAUUCAAGAGACAACUAGGUCACCAUGCCGGGAUUGCCGAGAAGUCGCUUUGUCUCAUUGCUGUUGGCAUUGCCAGCCAUCCUGGAGACGGGCACGAUCCGGGCGUGUCGCCUUGGCUCGGCGACACAGUGCGAGAAAGCACCCUUUGUACCCGGCUAUAACCUGGCCGGGGAGGGUUUCGAUGUGGUGCGGUUGCGACGGACGGGGGCGUAUGUCAUUAACGUCAAGGGUCAGCUGGCUGAGAACCACACGUGCACACUGUGCCCAAACCGCUUCCACAAAGGACAGAUUCAGAGGCUCCCUGCUGCUGUGCUUGACUGGCGCCCCUUCAGCCGUUGCAGCAAGCAGCUUUCGAGUGCCCUCCACCACUCUGUGGACUCUCUGUUGCGCAGCUCCAACUCACUGGUGAACAACAACUGGAGCGUGGGUUUGAGCCUCGAUACGUAUGGCAAGGUAGUGCUGGGAGGGAGCCGCUCAGAUUUGGCCAAGUUCGCUCGUUCGCAGCACAGCGUGGACAAGGCCACUUUCGCCAUACACGAAAUCAGCUGCACGUACUACAGCUACAGACUGGCCGACCACCCGCAACUGAGCACAGAGUUCACCAAGCAUCUAAACAGACUCCCGCGGGACCUCGUGACAAGCCACGACAGAGCCCUGUACAGACGGCUCAUCGACACCUACGGAACGCAUUACAUUUACCAGGUUCAACUUGGUGGGAAAGUGAGGCGAAUCACGGCCUUUCGGACCUGCCUGGCCACCUUGAAGGGCUUUACCGAGACGGAGAUCAAAAAGUGCCUGAAUGCCGAACUGCGCAUGGCUUUGGGAUUCCUCCCUGCCAACGCUUCCUUCUCCAACAAGUGUGACGGGCUCAUGAAGGGCAACAUGAGCAUGGGCUUCUACCAAGGCUUCAUGACUCAUAAGUUCGAGGUCAUUGGCGGGGAGAAAUACUUUCCGGACAUCCUUUACCAGCAGGACCCCUCCGACGCCUACCACAGCUGGAUGAACAGCCUCCAAGACAACCCAGAUGUGGUGUCCUAUGGGAUUUUCCCCUUGCACCAUCUGGUGGAGGACACUCAGCUCAGCGCAAAUCUAAGGGAAAUCAUCUCAGAGUAUAUCCGGGAGAACAAGCUUCAAGAGGACCAGCUGGGUUUCAAGAGCUGCUCGCCAAACCCCAACUUGGACCACAACUGCUGCCCCCUGCGGGCCGGCCGUGGCUCGCUCAAACUGGAAAUCCACAGAGCCGCUGGCCUCAAGGCCGACACCUUCACCAAAACGGACGCCUACGUGAAGAUUUUCUACAACGGCAUGUACGAGGAGACGGGAACGGUGAUGGACGACAACAACCCGGUCUGGAACGCGAGCUAUUACUUCAGCUCGGUGGAAGUCGGGCAGGAGUUGAGGUUUGAAGUCUGGGACAGAGAUGUUCUUUACAACGACCAGGCCGGCGUUUGUAUCGUCUUUCCCGAGCAAGGAACUCGUUCUUUGAGCUGUCAGCUGCGCAAAGGAGUCCUUUACUUUUCAUAUAGCAUCAAGUGCGAUGCUCACUUGUCAGGCUUCAGGUGCGGACGGUACUCUCCCACUGCGGAAUAGUUCGGACCUGAUUAAAUUCUUCUCAUUUACUUCAUGGGAAGGUCUUCUUUAAGAAUUAGACUUUUUUGGUCAGCAAGGCACCCCUGCAAACUUACUUCAGCAAAAUCUUAUUGUAGCCAAGGGAGAUUCGAGUUUGUUUACAAAAACAGACAUUACCAGGAUCGUUGUGUGAAGGCCAAGGCCAUAUUGAUGCCCUUUCAUACCUUGUACUUUACUUUAUAAUCCUAUUAUCUAGCGCUUUGAUAUCAUGUUCUUGAUUACCAUUAUUUUGACGAUGAAUAAAUAAAUGUGUUGUGGGUGCAAUAACAUUUGUCCUGGCGUUUUACUUUCGAGACGAGACAGAAAUGGCGUAAAAAUGGCCAACAAUGUUUAAAUUCUCACUAGAGCGGUGAACAAUUGGGAAGCAUUUUCCAAUGGCGGCGAUUGUUGCGUUCGUGUCAGGAUUCGUUCAAGAUCGCAAAACGUUCUAACGGUUGCCAGAUGAUUCGUCUGUACUUUUCUUGGCGCAAGGGAAUUUUGUACAUGUUCAAAAUAACUUUUGUCGAAAAGUCUUGCUGAACAGUGGGAUCGGGCC
Molecule: messenger RNA, 2653 nt
Organism: Hippocampus zosterae (dwarf seahorse)
Lineage: Eukaryota; Metazoa; Chordata; Actinopteri; Syngnathiformes; Syngnathidae
Gene: prf1.5
Product: perforin 1.5
Exons: 5
Coding region: 514-2079 (521 amino acids)
Biological process (GO): immune response
Cellular component (GO): membrane attack complex
Source: RefSeq, a predicted model, not a curated record